AUGCCUGAAGAAGGGAAGGUGAUUCGAAUCAACAAAUGGGACCAAGUUACAGUUCGAAAUAGCCUUGAUGACACAGUUAAAGAGAUUCUCAACAAGAAGAUUGGCUGGAACGAAUAUCACUCCUUAUUUGAUGGUCGUCUUUUGAUAUCUUUCAUUGCCGUUUGCUUUUCAAGUUUUGCUGCAGCCUGGCACUAUAUUGUUUCAUUUGAAGAGGUCAAGCCGGUGUUAAUUGUGUGUUCAGUCGGAUAUUUUGUCACGGUUGGCAUUCUGCAACUUUAUCAAUGGUAUGUGGAGAAAGGCUGCUUUUAUCAGGCGAUUGAGAACGAUGGAAAAGUUAAGCGCUCAUGGAAAUGGAGUAGCGAAAUGAAAAGUUAUGACGACAAAUACAUGCUGACUGCAUCCUACUCGCAGGAUAAUCGAUUCGCACAAGGAAACAACACAAAAUCGAUUUCGGCGUACAUUACGGAAGAUGGAGAAAUCGUGAAACGCUUGCUUGAGGUUGAAAUUGAAAAACUCUACAAGGAUCUUCUCCGUAAUGAA
Messenger RNA from Mesorhabditis belari, 540 nucleotides. Lineage: Eukaryota; Metazoa; Nematoda; Chromadorea; Rhabditida; Rhabditidae. The record is from the annotation of a GenBank genome assembly.